Staurois parvus is the source of this 564-nucleotide messenger RNA. Lineage: Eukaryota; Metazoa; Chordata; Amphibia; Anura; Ranidae. The record is from the annotation of a GenBank genome assembly.
ACAGGGGUGGAGGACACUGAAUGGGAGGCCAGUGGAGGGAUUGACAGAGAGAGGUGGAGGACACUGAAUGGAGGCCAGUGGAGGGAUUGGCUGGAGGAGAGGGGUGGAGGACAUGGAAUGGAGGCCAGUGGAGGGAUUGGAAGAGAGGGGUGGAGGACACUGAACGGAGGCCAGUGGAGGGAUUGGAAGAGAGGGGUGGAGGACACUGAAUGGUGUCUACUAGGAUUAGUAGAGAGGGGUGGAGGACACAAAAUGCAGGUGAGUGGAGGGAUUGGCAGAGAGGGGUGGAGGACACUGAAUGAAGGCCAGUGGAGGGAUUGGAAGAGAGUGGUGGAGGACACUAAAUGGAGGCCAGUGGAAGGAAUGGCAGAGAGGGAUGGAGGACACUGAAUGAAGGCCAGUGGAGGGAUUGGAAGAGAGUGGUGGUGGACACUAAAUGGAGGCCAGUGGAAGGAAUGGCAGAGAGGGAUGGAGGACACUGAAUGGUCAUCCAAUGAAGAGGGGGUUGCCAUAGUGGAAGAGUGAGUCGGAAGCUUUGUGGUGUGAUUGGUCAGGAAGGGGCAU